Messenger RNA from Lycium ferocissimum, 2327 nucleotides. RefSeq names its product KH domain-containing protein HEN4-like. Bases 186 to 1970 code for a protein of 594 amino acids. Gene Ontology annotation, cellular component: cytoplasm; nucleus. The record is from RefSeq and is a predicted model, not a curated record. Gene Ontology annotation, biological process: regulation of gene expression. Gene Ontology annotation, molecular function: mRNA binding. NCBI's taxonomy places the organism in Eukaryota, Viridiplantae, Streptophyta, Magnoliopsida, Solanales, Solanaceae. The transcript is spliced from 8 exons.
UAAAAAAAAAACACCACUUUUUUAUCACCACUCUUCAUCUCCGGCGAAAAAAAAAAAAAAACAUAAAAUCUACAUUCCCAUAAAAAGACACAACAAUAUUUCAACUGUCUUACAUAAAUCAGUCAUCAUAUAUAUAUACAAACCUCAUUCUUUUCUUUUUUUCUCCUUAAAAAAAAAAAAAAAAAAUGAACCACCAAAACAACCACCACCGUCAAGUAAAUUUCCGGCUACUCUGCCACGUCAGCAAGGCUGGUGGAGUAAUAGGAAACUCGGGACACGUCAUCAAGAACCUUGAAACUCAAACCGGGUGUAAAAUCCGGUUCGAAGACCCGUUACCCAAUUGCCAUGAACGGGUCAUCAACAUCUCGGGUGACUCAACUAUAGACAAAAAAAUAGAAAUAAAAUAUAAUGAUAAAAAUAAUGAAGAUGUUGCAGUAGUGGAAGUUUCUAGAGCACAAGAAGGUUUGAUUCGUGUUUACGAACGAUUAUUGCAGGUUGAAGGGAAUGAUGGUGGGGUAGUUGGGUGUAGAUUACUUGCAAUUAAGGGUCAAAUUGGAGGUUUAAUGGGAAAAGGUGGUAUGAUUGUGGAUGGUAUAAGGAAAAGAACAGGUGCUAAGAUUAAGGUUUUGAACAAAGAGGAGCUUCCAGCUUGUGCUAUCCCAGAAGAAGAAUUAAUUCAGAUAAUGGGUGGAAUUAUUGCGGUAAAGAAAGCACUAGUUCCUGUUUCUCGGCGUCUUCAAAUUCGCCUACCAGCUGAGAGAAAAACAGCCCACGUUACUUCAAAUGGCGCAUUCCAUGAACAACCUCCGGACUUUCCUUUGGAUACCAAAUCCUCGAUACAACCUUUGUCGAGAAAUGCCGUUAAUCAUUCUUCACUCGCCCAUUCACUGUCAUCCGAUGUUGAUAGAGUUUUGAAUCUGGAUGCUGACAGUGCUCAAAGAAAAGUAGUCUUUGGAUUGCUUUGCUCUAAUGACACUGCUGGAGGUGUGAUUGGCAGGGGUGCCAAAAUUAUCAAAGCUCUCGAGAAAGAUACUGGGGCUUCUAUAUCGCUUUCCACUCCAAUAGCAAGGUCAAAAGAGCGUGUUGCCAUCAUAUCUUCACUUGAAAGCUGGGACCCAUUAUACUCGCCUGCACAAGUUGCCACACUUCGAGUGUUUGAAAGAUCUAUAGAAGUAGGCCGUGAACACAAACACGUUAAGGCUGGCCCAAUAAGUGCAAGAAUCUUAGUUGGACCGCAUGAAAUUAAAUGUCUACUCGAUGAAAGGGGAAGAGUUUCAUCGGAUAUAGGUUCCUCGACGGGGGUUGAAGUACAGCUAUUGGGUGCAGAACACGCUCCAAACUGUGCUGCAGAGGGUGAUAAAGUAGUGCAGAUUAUUGGCGAACUUGAUAACGUGAAGAGUGCCCUUUUUCAACUUACUGGUAGGCUAAGGGAAAUCUUCUUUUCCGGUAUGGUUUCUGAAGGAGCAGUACCUAAAAAUAAGUCUUACUCUACGCCCUCCCAUAGCAGUCAACACGAAAUUGGAACUAGUAUGCCUUGUCAGUCGGAUCACUUGUCCAGCUUUUCUUCUCUCAACCAAAUGGAUCACCUUGGUUUUGUGCCAAAUCUUCGUGGUCCUCAUAUAUUAUUACAAGGCAAUCAGUCCAAGGACAGAUUGAAUAGUAAAGCGGGCAAGCCAAUCAAAGAAAGAAAGGGUGGCUGGAAGAGUUCUCAUGGUGGACCUCAGCUUGGAAGGAUGGAUGAGAACGGGGCAGCAAAAAAAACCGUCAUGAUCACUGUUUCAGGACAAAAAAUCAGUUCUGUUUAUGGCGAGAAUGGUUCCAAUUUGGCUCGGUUGAAAGAGAUCUCUGGAGCUGCAGUCGUUCUAGAAGUUCUUGGUCCUGGCGAAUGUGAUGGAAAGGUGAUCAUAUCCGGUUCACCUGAACAGAUCCAAAUGGCACAGAGUCUUCUUCAUGCCUUCAUCCUCGUGUAAUCAAAAUCACCAGCGCCUCGGGACAUAAACUAACUAGAAUAUAGAUGCUACCCCAUAUAUUGAUGAAAAUAUUUCUUCGUCACUAGGAAACUGUUAUGGUGCAUUUGGCAACCUGUAAGUAUGCAUGCUCCAUAUGACCAUAUCUAUGUUGUCUAGUUGCUUUCUUUGAAAUUUAGACGCUAAACCUUGGGAAAAUACACCAAACUCUAUGAGCUAAUGUGGUACUAGGCGUGGUUUACCAUCUUUUGAAGAAGCUGAUCGAGAACUUAAAUUGGAUGAGUUUCAACAUUUAAAAUUGUUAGCAUUGAACCCAUUGCAUUUAUGAAAUUAUGGGUUCAGAAGUUACCAUCUUUUUGA